AUGACUUUCGAAAACAUCUUGCACAAAAAGACCGCUACAACAGACGCUGGCUUCUCCGCCAUGCUGAAGAAGGACAAGGAGGCCCAGCAGGCGGCAGUAGACGAAUAUUUCCAGCACUGGGAUAACAAGGAGGCCAAGGACGAGACUGAGGCUACUAGAGCAGACCGCGUCAAAGACUAUGCCUCCCUCACAAGGCAGUACUACAACCUCGCCACCGACUUCUACGAGUACGGCUGGUCCCAGUCAUUCCACUUCUGCCGCUUCGGCCCGCGCGAGGCCUUCGCCGCGGCCAUCGCCCGCCACGAGCACUACCUCGCCCACACCAUCGGCAUCCGGCCCAAGAUGAAGGUCCUCGACGUGGGCUGCGGCGUGGGCGGGCCCGCGCGCGAGAUCGCCAAGUUCACGGGCGCCUACGUGACGGGCAUCACCAUCAACGAGUACCAGGUGCAGCGCGCCACACACUACGCCGAGCAGGACGGCCUGGCGGGCCACUGCCGCUUCGUCGUGGGCGACUUUAUGAACCUGCCGUUUGACGAGGAGACAUUCGACGCCGUGUAUGCCAUCGAGGCCACCGUGCACGCCCCGAGCCUCGAAGACGUCUACAGGCAGAUCUACAAGGUGCUCAAGCCCGGCGGUGUCUUUGGCGUGUACGAGUGGGUCAUGACGGACCGCUACGACAACAACAACCUGUUCCACCGCAAGUGCCGUCUCGACAUCGAGCAGGGCGACGGCAUCGCCAACAUGGUGAAGGCUAGCGACGCGGUGGCUGCCUUCAAGGCUGCGGGCUUCGAGGUGCUGGAGGUCGAGGACCUGGCCGAGCGGUUCGUCGACGGCAUCGACCCGGCCCCGUGGUACUGGCCGCUUGACGGGAGUGGCUAUAAAUAUGCGAACAACAUGUGGGAUGUGCUGAGCACGUUCAGGAUGACGAGGUGGGGCCGCUGGCUUGCGCAUGGGUUUAUGGGGGCGCUGGAGACGUUGAGGCUCGCGCCGCCUGGCACCAAGAAGACGGGCAGCAGUCUUGCGCAGGCGAGCGAGGCUCUCGUGCUGGGUGGUAAGGAAAGGCUGUUUACGCCUAUGUUCCUGAUGGUUGGAAGGAAGCCUACGGAGGCCAAGGGUGAGGAGGCUCUGAUAUAG
This is a messenger RNA of Cryphonectria parasitica EP155, 1134 nucleotides long. RefSeq lists its product as uncharacterized. The transcript is spliced from 2 exons. Gene Ontology annotation, cellular component: endoplasmic reticulum. Gene Ontology annotation, biological process: ergosterol biosynthetic process. The record is from RefSeq and is a predicted model, not a curated record. Bases 1 to 1134 code for a protein of 377 amino acids. Lineage: Eukaryota; Fungi; Ascomycota; Sordariomycetes; Diaporthales; Cryphonectriaceae. Gene Ontology annotation, molecular function: sterol 24-C-methyltransferase activity.